CAGACGGGCUCCGAUGUGGAACGCGACGCAGCUCGAGUGGCCUGCUUACCUCCAGCCAACUUGCUUUUGCCUUCAGACAGCCCAGUGGUUCAGAUAGCAUGCGGGCUGCACCACAGCGUCCUCCUGCUGCAGAACGGGCAGGUGUUGACCUUCGGCUCGAACCUGUAUGGGCAGCUGGGAUGCGGAGACAUUCUGGCCAAGAAUAGCAUCCAGUCGGUCAAGCUGCCGACCAGCGCUGUCCAUGUGGCUGCAGGUAGCAACCAUACGGUCAUCCUGAGUAGCAAAGGCGAGGUUUUCACCUGUGGGAAUGCUGAGAAAGGCCAGCUGGGGCGGUUGCCUAGUCCAGUGGGGCCAGAAAGUUCCCAACUGGGGCAAAGUUCCAGCAGCUCUCGCUAUGCCAAUCCGCGGACGCCUUGGUACAGUAUUGCAGGAGCGAUUCCCAAUGUGGGGCCCAGGCAAGGCAGGCGGGCCACAUGGGUGGGAGCAUCGGGCGACCAAACCUUCCUCAAACUGGACGAAAGCCUCAUCAACUCAGUCAGCCUCAGUAAAUCAAUAGUAACAGCAAACAAGCAUUGCAUAGUUUUGUUCCCCAACUACGAAAUGCCUGCGAGGAAUUUCAAAAGCCUGGUGAUCAACAAAAAGGACGGCAAUUGCCACUCGUUUAAGGGCGAUUAUCAGGAGGAUUUCACCACGAAGAUGCUGUGCAUGGACCCGAUCUACAACAUCCUCUGGUCCUACGACGCUUCCAAGCACGAGGUGUGCUGUUACAACAUCAUCGCCCCCUACUUGCAAAGUUCCCUGCUGGUUUCCCACUUGAACAAACUGUCCGGGGGCAAGGGCCAUUUGGAUGUUAAAGUGCUGCUCGAUCAGCACUGGCAGGAGAAAGAGGCCGAUCUGAAUAACAUCCUGAAGCCGGAGUUGGCUUUGCCUGUUACUGCUAACUGCCAAGUCACCAGAUUCCAAGCCGCUCUGAACCUCCUCUGCUGCCUGGACACCUUAACUAUUGCCCACAAUCUCCAAAUAUGCCCAGUCAAAGAAGAGGUUGAUGAGCGCCAAGUGGUCACUGGCAAGCAAUACUCCAAAGAGGACUUUCAGGCACUGAGGUGGUGGAACCGAUCCACAUCCUCUCCAAGGAAUUUUCGCGAACCGUCACUAAAGAGUGCUUCCAAAGCCUGCUUUCCCUACUCCAAUGGUCCUGGAACACCUUCAAGUGGGGCAUCAUGGAGGGCUCGGCCGUGAAGAACUUCUACACCAACUUAGAGCUGGAAAGGCUGGUCUACAUCAGCACGUCCAGUCUGAGACUCUUGUGCACCUACACCAAUGAGAUUUACCCCCGGCAAGUGACCAGGAAGUCUCCUCUGGAGAACGUCCAUCUGGCCAAGUGUAUUGGGGACGUGCGAUCGCUGCUGAAGCAAAUUUUAUCCGACAACGUCCCCCUGCAGAUGCAAAGCAAGAAAUCCUGCAAAUCCAAACCGUAUAAUCUGAGCCUGAUGAACCAGAUACUGCAUGAGUGCCACAACACCUUCGUCAGCUGCUUCCAUGCCUUUUACCCCACUGCUUACCUGAAGUGGACCUGUUUGUGUGAUUUGCUUGCGGAGACUGACGAGGCAUACAACCCGCAUAGCUCCUCCAACACUCAAAUGCUCCUGAGCGCUGUGCUAUGCGCUCUGAGCUCCCCAUCGAUCCGACUCAGAAGCACGUUCCCUCUGCUGGGAUCCAGCCAAAGUGCAGACAACAGCUUCAAUCGCGGCCUGAGCCCGUCGGACAACACCGGCCAUCCGAUGAUGAGCGUUAGUGACAGUCACAGUUAUCCGAUCCUGGUCGAGCAGAUGAGCUACAGAAGCCAAAUGGAAUCCAACUACACCGGCCUGUCCUGGACCUGGACGGACGUUCUGGAGCGGCUGAUCAAUCUGGUGUCCGAUCCGAUAGUGAGAGUUUUGCAGAAACAAACCACCAUCGCCCCAAGUGAUUUAUCCAAGUACUGCUGCAAUCUUUUGGGCCGAGUUCUAGCGGAGCUGGUUCACCAAUGCAGCCUAACCGAUCAACCCGGUGGAAUGUGGCAAAGCCGCCACUUGCAAGCUGGAGUACCAGGCGAGAAAAACCGCCCUAUCAAUGACCAGCUCCAUAAUAGAAAACGCCUCCAAACUGCUGAUGCUGGCCAGAGAAAAAGUGGAGGAAAUGUCUUCGGCCAGCAUUUUAAGCGAGUCUUGCGUAGUGACGAUUCUCAUGCCCAUCGUUCUCUCCCACAUCAGCCCCUUGGCUUCCAGCGACCCCAAGAGCGCUGUUCAAGUCUUGGGGCUGAUCCAGGAGCUUCUGCCUCACGUUUCAGCCCUAAAUCUGCUGGGCUCUUCCACGCCCAGCCUCUCGAGCAAUCGGGCCCUAAAUGCCUCAAACUUUUCCAACCAAGAGGGAGGCGACAGCAAAACGACCACCACUAGCAACCAUUGCACUUGGGUUGAAAGCGAGCAUCCCUACAAGCCGGCCACAGUUGCCAACUAUCGAGUGCGGUUUCCCUGCUGCGUCAAAUGGAUGUCGUUGGAGUUCGAUGCUUCCUGCUCAACAGCUCAACCAGAGGACUCACUGCAACUGUAUAUUCCUGCCUUUGAUUUGCCUUCCCCUUUCCUGUCCAAAGGAGACGGGACGCUGAAAAGCACCCUCAACGACCUGGAUUUGGCCUCAUCCCCUUACUGGCCAGUCCUGCAUAAGUUCAGCGGCAGCCUGCAGUGGCCCUCCAAUGCAGUGAUUCUGCCAGGAAAUGAGGUGGUUUUCUCACUGGAAACCGCCUCCGACUACUUGAAAGACGAUCGAGCCAGUCCCUACGGGUUCAAGUGUCUGGUGAUUGGAUAUGAGUGGCCUCCCGAUCACUCCUCCUUCUUUGGUUUGAAGCACCUGGAGGCUGAACUGGCGUUUUUGGGCGGAAUGUGCGCCGCCAGUUUGAUGAAGAAAGACCUCAUGCUUCCGGUGAUUGGAGUGCCCAUUCGAAUGAGCGUCUGUUCCUGCGGGAUUUGGUGGGAUGUGUGGCAGGAUCCAGUGGAGGUCGCCUCGCCCAAUGGCUCCAGCCUGGAAGUCGAGCCGAACCCUCUCUAUGCAGAGUCGUUUGCGGCAAAGAUGAUCUGCGCCAAGGUUGGCCAGCUAUUGUGACAGUGCUGACCAGAGAUCAGUAUGGUGAAGCUGUUUACGUGCCCAAUAUGAAGGUGGAAGUGAAAGCCAUUCCAAUAGAUAAAAAAGAGCUGGGUGACUGCGAUGCUGGAAGGAAAAUUCGAAGAGUUAGCCAGCCGGAUCAUGCGGCAUUGGGAGGCGUGCCGCCUCCUCCUCUACAUCAGACCUACGAGCCAACCAUUAGGGACAAGAUGCGGUUUCACUCCAUCACGGUUAUGAAGCCAUUUCAUAACUACUCCUUUGAGGAGUUGAGGUUUACGUCGCCGCAAAUAAAACGAUCGAGUGAAACCAUGUUGGUGAGAGCUAAUGUGGAUGGAACGUACAGCGCCACUUGGACUCCGGCCUCUGUAGGCUGCUAUUCUAUUCUAGUCAAUAUUGAUGGCUACGAGAUGGAAGAAACCUUCAAAGUUGAGGUAAAAGAGCCCCCACAAGGGAUGAUUCCUCCCAAUCAAAACACUAGCAAACAGUCCAGCAACCAGCCCAGCAAAGUGCGGAAGUUCAUCGCUAAAAACUCCGCUGGACUGAGAGUGAGGGCGCAUCCCUCCUUACAAAGCGAGCAAAUUGGCAUUGUUCAUGUAAACGAAACCAUCGUGUUCAUAGACGAGAUCCACAACGAUGAUGGCGUUUGGCUUCGACUAUCAGCGGACACAAUUCGCCAGUAUUGCGAAUCGCACAUAAUCGAGGCGUGGUGCCUUCAAUACAACCAGCAUUUGGGCAAAACGCUUCUUCUACCGGUGGAAGAACCGAAGAGCAUACUGGAACAGGUGAUUACCGAUACCAUUAUGCGAAAGCUGCCGGAAAUCCAGGAUAAGUCCAAAGGCUCACAGAACUGUUACAAGGUUAUCAAGUGCGGAGCUUCUGGCCAUAAUGUGAGGAGCAGGGCGAGCCUGAAGGCUCCUCCUGUCGGUAUGUUGGUGUUGGGCAAUCGCAUUGGAGUCAGCGAGUACAUUGUUAACUCGGAAGGCUGCUGGGUUCUGCUGGAUAAAGCCACACGUGAUAAGUACUGUUCUAACAUAGAUGGUGAAGCCUGGUCUUUGGCGGUCGGGUCCAACAACGUUCUUUACUUGGACAAUGUGAGCGAACCGGACAAUGCAAAGCUAUCAAACGACACCCUGAAGCAGGGAUUCCAAUUCAAUUACCCAAAGCCGAAUGGGGCCGAUUUCACAUUCUCCUGCCAGAGCAGUUCGUCGACGAUGAAAUGCCAUUCCGACGAAAUGUGCUCGUCCAACCCCUUCGUCUUCGGGGAGAGCCUGGAGGGCGACCCCCCCAAAGUCCCCAAACGGGAGCGGAAGAACAGCAAGUCCAAGUUUCGGCCCAAGCUGACUAGAAGCGAUGGACAAGCAAAUGAGGGUUUUUCGGAUAUUUCCCCCAAGCCGCUACCGGAACUGGGCUCAAAUGGCAACGGAACGCCGCCUGAUACUCCCAAGAGAUCCCACAGUCCCAUGCCGAGCACUUUCUCCCCAAAGCCUAUGAGCAGAAGUUCCAGCCCCAUUGCCCCAGCGAGUCGCGUUUUUCCCCUAGAGAGUGCUGGCUGCAGCCCGCCAUUGUACGGAUCUUCGCGAAGCAUCGGCGUCUCUCCACUAGCCGCCGCAGGCCAAGACGCAGCCAGGCGAGGCUCAAACCAGUCCGAUACCAGCGCACUGAUUAGCAGCCUGACCAGGGACUUAUCCCAGUCGCAAUCGCCCAGCCAAUCAACUCAGCCCAGAGGCUUAACGCCCAGUCCUACCAGCCCAGGCCCAAUGAAAAGGGACGCCCCGAAUGGAGAGGCAGUGGGCAAGCAACUGACGCAAACAGGCACCCAGACGUCCCCGGAGGCCGCCGUUAAUCCCCCAGUGAAAUCGCACUUUUCUAUAGGGAGUGGAAGCAAAGAGGAGAAACUGUCCCCCAAGUUGCUGCGCAAGGAUAGGGCGACCACCAAGAGUCGCCCCAAGAGGGCGAUUUCCCCUGCCAAUAUGUCCCAACUGCCAGCUGCGCCCAAGGUUCACUACCAGGCUAAGCCUGUGAAGGAGGCAAUGAGUCCUUCGGUUGCCGAGGCUUUGAGGGCCGUGUUUGCUGCCUUCGUGUGGCACGAGGGAGUUGUCCAUGACGCAAUGGCAUGUGCCUCGUUCCUAAAGUUCCAUCCCACUCUCCCCAAGAAGGGCGCUCAAGUGAUCACGCGCCAUCAAGAAACUCCCCUAGAGAGGAGGCGAAAGGAGCUGACUAAAGAGGAACGCGCUAGACAAAGACACUCUGUUGAGGUGAGCAAUGCUGGCAACUACCUGCACAUCCAGCCCUCCACUCUGGAAUCGUUAACGCGAUCAGCAGCCAAUGCGAGCGCCAAUCGCAACCGAUCCCGGAAAAUAACCGACGAGAUGAUAAAGGAAGAAACAGGCGAUCCGGGCUACACUUACCAGACCAUAUCGGUGCUGCCCCCUGCCCUUAAGAGCCUGGUCUUCCUGUGGGAAGAACUGACCAGCAAUUGCUUGCAGCAGAUGAAUGACCAAGCAACCAGUCCCAAUAAGGACAAGGGUGAGCGGCUGGAGAAGCUGGACGCGAAGAUGAAGAACAACAGCAUCGAGAAGGAGAGCAAGAGGAGCAAGAAGAAAAAGGUGCCGCCAAGGAACUACCUGGAAGAUAUAGGACUUACGUCCUACUUGCACUCGGGGAAUGGGGACACUCUAUGCGAACUAUGUGGGGACUCGUUUCCCCAUCCUGUGACUUACCACAUGCACCAAGAACAUCCUGGAUGUGGCCAACAUGCUGGGGGCAAGGGAUUCAACUCGGGGGGCAACUAUUGCCUUGGAUGGGCAGGCAAUUGUGGCGAUGGCGGUGUUCCUGGAAGCUCCUGGUACCUCCUAUGCGAGCAAUGCCGUGAAAAAUACAUGAAAAACAUCAGAGGCAAUAAGCAGCAGCCUUCUUCGAAAGCCAAAACCCUCUUCCACCGGAAACCCGUUUCGAUGCGUUCGUUACCCUCGUCGGGCGAACAUCACAUUACGAUGAAGAACAACGCCAUGUUCCUGCUGGAUUUGGCCAGUUCAGCAGAUAAUGGCCUAGGCAAUCAAAGGAGGGCAUCCGGAGGAACGAUGCCUUCGGUAUCGGAAAAUAUCACGCCCCCUGACUGUUCGGGACCUUUCGCGCCUCUGCCUCCGUUCCAAUGCUUGCAAGCCUUAGGAGGGACGCACUUCUUUGACGAAACGGCUUUUUACACAGAAAUGUUCCAUCAGCAGAAUUUUAUCGGGGGCUUUGGAAAUGUGCCUUCCACAUCUGGGCAAAGACCGCUCUCUGAAGCCUCUCUAUCCGAAGCCGAGCCAGAUGCAGCCAAAGGAAUGAGAGUCCAUCGAUCAGUUUCAAUGGGAACGAAUGGUAUUCCAUGGGCCAAAACUGGAUACGAUGGUAGGAUUAUAAUGAUGAGGCGGCGAAACAACAGCAACUCCGAACUGGCUGGAGAUGGAGGUUCGUCGCUUCUAUGCAACCCAUCGCCUGCCCUUCAAAGGCUGCUGCCCAAAGAGCAGGUUUCCUCCAUUGUGAAAAACGACCCGGCCGAGGACCGCGAGAGUUUGCAUUUGCUCCAAAGGCCCGUUUUGCAGUUUGUGGUCCAGCAACACGAUCUGGACUCUUUGAGGAAUUGCAUGAAACAAGCCCUGAGGAAAGCUAUGUGUAGAGUCUACGCAAUGCAGGCCCUAAACUGGCUGCUGCGCUCAGUCACGCAGCCAAUUUGCCUGCAUGAUCUCCUCUGGUGGUUCGUAACGUCGCUGACUCCCAUAGAAGUGGAGAUGGAAUCGGAGGAGGACAAUCGACCGCCGAAGAAAUCGGAGGAGGACUUGAAUGUCUGCGAACAUCCCCUAUCGGACAUUUCCAUAGCAGGUGAAGCGGUGCAUCCGCUACCAGGAACGUUUCAUGCCCUCCUCCAAACCAUCGCCCAAAUAAUGAUUCUGCUGCCAAUGGGGUCGCCGCUCCAGCAAAUCGCCGUGCGCUGCUGGGGCUUGAGGUUCGCUCCUGCCGAUCACAGUUUCCUCCACCGCUCGCAGGUGUUCAGCAACAUCAGCAAGAUCCUGUCCAGGAGCGAAGAAAUGGAGGAUUUUACGGUUUCCAUGCACGAGAGCGCGUUCACUCAACCCACAGCCUCAGUGGAGUGUCUCAAGGAUCUCACUCAGCUGGUGGACAUUCGGGCGUCCAGUCGACAGGCAAUGGUCGGAAGCUUAACGGAUGGUUCAACGGAAACCUUCUGGGAAAGUGGCGAUGAAGACAGAAACAAAACGAAGAGCAUCACGGUAGUUUUCGCACAUGGACACCAUCCGGUGUUGGUCUGCGUCCAUGUGGACAACUGCAGGGAUCUUGGGAACAAGAUCUCCACCAUAACAUUUCUGUCUGGGCAAAACACUGAUGAACUAGUGAAGUGGCGGACAGUGGAAGUGGAAACGCGACUGCUGGGCGGAUGGGUUAAUUGCCCCAUAACUGAACCAUCAGACAACGUGCUGCGCUUGGAGCUGAAAGGUCCCGACAAUUCCGUCCGACUGCGCCAAAUACGCAUUCUAGGCAAAGUCGAGGGCGAUUGCUUGAAAGUGGGGAAACUCUACAGUGCGGCCACCAUCCAGCAGCGCAACUGCGAGUCGGAAACCCUCAGAGUCUUUCGACUAAUCACAGCUCAAGUUUUUGGCAAACUGCUGCAUGGCGAAGAGGGGCCUCCGUCCAACAACGAGAACAAUCUCUCGCCAAGUGAGGGAACUGAGCCACUGGAGGAGAGCAACGAUCUUCGGGAGCACAUGGUGGGAAUCCUCUUCAGUCGCAGCAAGCUCACCCACCUGCAAAAGCAGGUAACCGUUCACAUAGUCCAAGCAAUUCGCAAGGAGACAGAGAGGGUGCGCGACGAAUGGGAGGCGAAUCUGAGCGGAGCUUCCGCUGUCUCCUCCACCAGCAGCUCGGACAUAGCCAAAAGCUCCGACACUUACUGCUUUGAAAUGCUCUCAAUGGUCUUGGCUCUAUCAGGGAGCUCAGUGGGCAGAGCCUACUUGUCCCAUCAAGGCGGAUUGCUGGGCGACUUACUCACGCUGCUUCAUACAGGAAGCGCUCGCGUCCAACGACAAGUAACCUCGUUGCUUAGGAGGAUGCUCCCGGAAAUCACUCCAGAGUUUUUCGCCAAAGUGGUGGGCGUGUCCAGCUUACCACCAAAAGACUUCAACAUUGUCACCGUGGUGAACAAGGAUGCGAAUUCAUUCAAGUUUGAAAUUAGCAAGCCGGGUAUUCUGGAUAUAUUCCUGAGCGUCAUCGCCAAAACGCUUACCUUGCAAGUGAAGAUGCGUGGUAAGUCGGGCAGUGGCGGCGCAAGCAAGGAAAUCAGCACCGUCACAUUGGGCUCCUGCCUGGACGCCUCUGAUGACAUGGGGCUCAGAUGGUGGUUGAGAGGCUCGACCAAUCGGAAGCUAUCGGAAGUGAUGAUUCAGCUCAUCACUGAUAUGUCAGCGGGGAAGAUGUCUGAUGUGUGGGCGAACAUCACCAAAGGAGCCAUAGCGGAGAAUGUUUUAAACCUCACUUGUCUGAGUGAGGAGCAGAGAUCGCCGAGCACCUGCCUGAAAACUCCAACGCUUUGGUUGGCGCUGGCGUCGCUUUGUGUUCUGGAUAAGGAUCAUGUGGAACGGCUUUCGUCAGGGCAAUGGAGUAAAGCGGAAGGCCAACCAAUGCCUCCUCGCCCAAUGUGCAGUAAUCACGACGAUGGCGAAACCACUGCGAUGAUUCAAUGCAACCUUUGCGGAAAUCUAUGCGCUGAUUGUGACCGAUUUUUGCACUUACAUCGCAAAACUAGGGCGCACCUCAGACAGGUCUGCAAGGAGGAGGAGGAGGCCAUUAAGGUGGAGCUGCAUGAGGGAUGCGGCCGGACCAAACUCUUCUGGCUUCUAGCUUUGGCGGACGCGAGAACGCUCAAAGCCCUAGUGGAGUAUCGGGAUGGAGGCGCGCGAACUAAAGCAGCGGGAAUAACGGGAAUUUGUCGGUUCUGUGGCACCACUGGAAACUCGGGAUUGUUGGCCAUAGGCAAUGUAUGCGCCGACUCAGAAUGCCAGGAAUAUGGAAAGAACGCCUGUACGAAACUCCUAAGUUGCGGCCACAUGUGCGGGGGAACCUUUGGAGAAACUCAAUGUCUUCCUUGUCUGCACGGGUGCUCAAACAACGCCUCUUUGCGCCAAGACUCUGAUGACAUGUGUAUGAUCUGCUUUACUGAAGCCCUAUCAUGUGCCCCAGCUAUUCAGUUACAAUGUGGGCAUGUAUUUCACUUGCACUGCUGCAAGGCGGUUUUGAUGAAACGAUGGGCUGGACCACGAAUUACAUUCUCCUUCUCCCUCUGCCCCAUAUGCAAGCUCGAUAUCAACCACCCGACCUUGGAGGAGCUUCUAGAGCCGAUUAAAGAUCUCUACAAGGACGUGCGCCGGAAAGCCUUAAUGCGCUUGGAAUACGAAGGUCUGCACACUGUUGAGGCGGUGCAGACACCAGGAGCUCGAUUCUACAACGAUCCGGCCUCCUACGCCAUGGACAGAUACGCCUACUAUGUGUGCUUCAAAUGCAAUAAGGCUUACUAUGGAGGGGAAGCGCGUUGUGAUGCAGAUGCAGGCGAUUCGUACGAUCCUGCUGAACUGGUAUGUGGGGCAUGUAGCGAUGUGGCUAGGGCUCAGAUGUGCCCCAAACAUGGGGCCGAUUUUCUGGAGUACAAGUGCCGCUAUUGUUGUUCAGUGGCCGUUUUCUUCUGCUUUGGUACCACGCACUUUUGCAAUCCAUGUCACGACGACUUUCAACGGGUCACCAUUCUAUCCAAAGGAGAGCUGCCUGUUUGUCCUGCCGGGCCGAGAGCCACUCAGCUUGAGGGCGAUGAAUGUCCUCUUCACGUUAAACAUCCAGCUACAGGUGAAGAAUUCGCUUUGGGCUGUGGAGUGUGCAGGAACGCCCACACCUUCUAGGUCCUCUGGACUGGAUGCUUGUAAAGCACUAGAAGAGCGUAGAAGAGCUCCUGAUUGGAACACUACUUAAGCUUAAGGUUUUACAGUCGUUUUAGUUAAACCCUGCUGAGUUGAUCUUUAUUGUCACACCACAUGUUCCUCAAUACUGAAUUAACCAAAUAUAGCUAAUUCUAGA
This is a messenger RNA of Dendroctonus ponderosae (mountain pine beetle), 10257 nucleotides long. RefSeq names its product E3 ubiquitin-protein ligase MYCBP2. Gene Ontology annotation, cellular component: nucleus. The record is from RefSeq and is a predicted model, not a curated record. Lineage: Eukaryota; Metazoa; Arthropoda; Insecta; Coleoptera; Curculionidae.